UCAAACAGUACGCUGAAGCUUACAGUCUGUACUGAUCAAAAUCUACUAGUAGUGGACGCCAUCAAAGCUCUCUUCCUCUUCCUUCGUUUUCCUUCCUUUUCUCUUAAACUUUCCCUUUUUAAAGUUUAGGGUUUUUUUUUCUUUUCUCUCUUUCUCGAUUUUCUCUCAUUUUCUGUUUGGUUCUGGGAAUAUCAAUUCCCAUCUUCUCAUAAUCACAACUCAAUAAUUACCAUGCAUCAGACGUUAAUAUAUCUAGGUUUUCCGAAUACCGUUUUGUGAAUUGUGUUGUAGAUCGAGGUUUAUUUAGGCUUCGGGGGUGAGAUAAUGCCAAGGCAGAAUCUGAGUAUGGAUUUAAUGAUCCCUGGCAAAAUCAGAAAAAGAGGUUGUUCUUCUUCGGCAUCUUCUUCUUCCUCUGUGAUCCAAAACUACAGGUUUAAGAGAGCGAUCCUAGUUGGGAAGAGGGGCGGAUCCACUACGCCCGUGCCUACAUGGAGGCUCAUGGGAUGCUCGAGAUCUCCCGCGUCGGCAUUGCGUAACAUGGACUCCCCUAAGUAUCCGCCGUCGCAAGGCAUCGCCGGUAAAGCGAAGCAACUCCCUCCGGUUUCGGCCAGGAAGCUAGCGGCCACGCUCUGGGAGAUGAAUGAGAUACCUUCGCCUAGGGUUAAAGAAGGGUCGGACGACAGGAGACUUAGGAAGGAGCUCAGAGCUAGAGAGAGGAUGUCGAGGUCUAUGCAUUCGGGUUCUUUGCCUCCACAUCUCUCUGAUCCAUCCCAUAGUCCAGUUUCAGAGAGAAUUGAUCGAUCUGGAACGGGUAGUCGCCAAAGAAGAACUCCAUCUGUUUCUCAUAGGCUUAGACUUACAGAACGUCACGCUGGAGGCUUGGAUUCUCACAGCAAUGCCAGCUUAAUGGAGGUUGAGACUAGAUCCAGAGCCCAAACUCCUACUGCGUCCACUGGUGGUGUCAAGACUCGUCUAAAAGAUGUUAGUAAUGCUUUGAUGACAUCCAAGGAGUUGCUGAAAAUUAUCAACCGCAUUUGGGGUCAUGAAGAUAGACCUUCUUCAAGCAUGUCACUGAUUUCAGCCUUACAUGCUGAGCUGGAGAGGGCUCGUUUGCAGGUCAAUCAGCUUAUACAAGAACAAAGAUCUGAUCAGAAUGAGAUUAACUACAUUAUGAAGUGCUUUGCUGAAGAAAAGGCUGCAUGGAAAAACAAGGAGCAGGAAAUGGUUGAGGCUGCGAUCGAAUCUGUAGUGGGGGAGCUAGAGGUGGAGAGGAAGCUGAGAAGAAGGUCUGAGAGCUUAAACAAGAAACUCGGAAAAGAAUUGUCAGAGACAAAGUCUUCCCUUCUUAAGGCAGUGAGAGAACUUGAAACGGAAAAGAGAGCUAGAGAGAUAAUGGAACAAGUUUGUGAUGAAUUAGCCAGAGAUAUUGAUGAAGAUAAAGCUGAAGCAGAGGAACUAAAGAGAGAGUCUGCAAAAGUUUGUGAGGAGGUUGAGAAGGAAAGGGAGAUGAUGCAACUAGCUGAUAUGUUGCGGGAGGAAAGAGUUCAUAUGAAACUUUCUGAAGCAAAACAUCAGCUUGAGGAAAAGAAUGCAGCUGUUGAUAAAUUAAGAAAUCAACUUGAAGUUUUUUUAGGAACCAAAAGAAGCAAAGAGAAAGGGCAUGGUACCACUUAUCCGAAUGAUGAAGAGCUUGAUGCUUAUAUGACUGCAACUCGUUUUGGUUUGCACCAGAAGGAGCUGAAAGAUGAUGAUGGGAGUGAAGUAGUUGAUGGAGUAGAAUGUGAAGAGGAUUUGGCUGAAAGCGAUCUUCAUUCCAUAGAAUUAAACAUGGAUAAUAAUAAAAACUACAACUGGCCACAUGUAUCUGGGGCUGCUCGUGAUUCAAGGAAGGCUCUAAUUGAUCAAGAAGAAAUCAGAGAGAGGAAGUCCACAUCUGGGAAAGCACAAAGAAAAAGUACUUCACUACAAAGGAGCACAUCAGAUGGAGUGGACCUUCGUAUCCCAAGUGAAAAGCUUCAGACUUCAGGAGAUGGGAUUGAUUGGGACAGAUUUUCUGAACUGGAGAGGCACUUGCAAGGAAAAGGUUAUGGAGAUGAGAUGCAUGGAUACAAAUCUUCAAAGGGUCUUCGAGAUCAAAUUUUGUCUGGUUCUCGAUUGGGACCUGCAGGAGUUCAUGCUAGUCCAACGCGGCAAUGGGGACAAUCACGGCCUUCUAGAAAUUCUACCUGUUCAGUUCAGGAGAGGGCUGCCAUGGUUCAGGGAAAUGGAUCAAGGACACGACUAAUGGAAGUCAGAGGCGAAGGCCUAAUCACUAGAAAAUCUAAAAGAUGAGAAAUGCUCUUCUUUGGCCAUGCCAUUCCCUCUGGUAAAGGACCAGGUGCCUGCCUUUGACAUUGAUCUAAGAUGAAUACACGGACACAUGUAGGCCAAGGUAGUCAAAAUUGAGAUCUUUUCUUUUGUUGGUAGAUGCUUUUGAUGUUUGAUAUCUUAAGAGCUGCCUGGUUGCAGCACACUCAGCUGCCCGUUUUCUGCUCUAUUUUAAUUACACAUGCUGUGCUUGUAGAUUUCUUGUAGAAAGCUUUGCUAAUUUAGCAAGUUCUCCUCGUGUACAAAAACUUCUAGUAUUAUUGAGAUGAAUAUUACUAGAAGUACUAAAUAUUUGACCUCUUGUGUGUUCGUUCCUUGGAGCA
Humulus lupulus (European hop) is the source of this 2690-nucleotide messenger RNA. RefSeq lists its product as uncharacterized. Bases 325 to 2331 code for a protein of 668 amino acids. The record is from RefSeq and is a predicted model, not a curated record. The transcript has 3 exons. NCBI's taxonomy places the organism in Eukaryota, Viridiplantae, Streptophyta, Magnoliopsida, Rosales, Cannabaceae.